Haliotis rubra (blacklip abalone) is the source of this 4946-nucleotide messenger RNA. Its product is annotated as ATP-dependent RNA helicase A protein-like. Gene Ontology annotation, cellular component: intracellular anatomical structure; ribonucleoprotein complex; nucleolus. NCBI's taxonomy places the organism in Eukaryota, Metazoa, Mollusca, Gastropoda, Lepetellida, Haliotidae. The record is from RefSeq and is a predicted model, not a curated record. Gene Ontology annotation, biological process: regulation of mRNA processing; positive regulation of transcription by RNA polymerase II. Gene Ontology annotation, molecular function: double-stranded RNA binding; 3'-5' DNA helicase activity; ATP binding.
CGAUCAGUAAUCUUUUGUUCUAAUUUGGCAUUGCUUACAGUCAGUGUGGUUAAUUUACAGCAACGCCAGUCUAACAUGAACGAGCAGUCCGGUUCAAUGUUGGUAUUUGUGUUUACAAACGGAACAAACUGAACGUAAGAAGAAACGCACUGAAAGCAGAACCGUUAAUUCACAGUGAGACAGUGAACGAGGAGUGAAUGAGACAGCAUGGGUGACAUCAAGCAGUUUCUUUAUGCAUGGCUGGGGAAGAAGAAGGUCACCCCAGAUUAUGACUUCAAUACAGGGGGACCAAAACAUCGUAUGAGGUUCAAGUGUGAGGUUCGUGUUGAUGGCUACGACUACGUUGGUGUUGGCAACUCCACCAGCAAGAAGGAUGCACAGGCCAACGCUGCCAGGGACUUUUGUCAGUAUCUUGUCCGCAAAUCAGAAAUGCUUGCCAGCGAAAUACCUGGGCUGGAGCUGACUACAGCGCGCCACCACAGCCAGGGGCAGAUACCUUUAGAGAAGGGGCUGGAUUACCUGGAGGACGUCUCCCGCCUCACCAGACCCUUGGUGGCGCUGACAGCAAACCAAUGGGUGCACCCCGCGAGUUUCCCAUGCCAGAGAGGACCACCACAGGCUUAUCUCGACAGGCUGGCUGCUGACAAGAGAGUUAUGGAAGAGUCCGAGGAUGUAGACUUGAAUGCUGAUAUCCAUGGCAACUGGACGCUGGAGAAUGCCAAGAGUCGACUUCACCAGUUUCUGCAGCAACAUAAAAUACAUACAGAUUACAAGUAUUCCAUGAUGGGACCUGACCACAACCGGAGCUUCAUGGCCGAGAUGAAUUUCUAUGUAAAGAAAUUGAACCAAAACAUCCAUGCACAAGAACACGGAUCCAACAAGCAGGUAGCCUCCAAGUCCUGUGCUCUGUCCCUCGUCAGACAACUCUUUCACAUGAACGUUAUCGAGCCCUACACAGGUUUGAAGAAGAAGAAGGAUUCCGAACAGUUGGCGCCGUACGACGUUGCUGUCAGCCCUGACUUACAGAACCAGAUCCUGCAGGUUUUGGACAAGUGGGGUAUUGAUCCCGUGCCCAAGCCUCAUGGCCCCCCUCAACCAGUAGAAGAUGGCUCAAUACCUCCCACAUCCCUCCUCACUAAUGUGUCACUGGAUGAGUUCGAGCCCGCCCCCAAGAGGAACACCCCUGGGGUUGUGCCAUGGUCCCCGCCCCAGCCAAACUGGAACCCCUGGAUCAACUGCAACAUAGACGAGGGACCACUGGCAAUGGCCAGUCUGGAGCAGGUGAGCCAGGAUCUGUUCAACAGCUUGGACGACCAGCGAAACCGUGACGAGGAACUUCAGAGGAUGACAAACGAGCGGUCCAAGUUGCCGGUGUUCGAGUCCCAUGACUACAUCCUUCAAACGAUACAGCAAAGCCCUGUGACCCUCAUCCGUGGGGAGACAGGGUGUGGUAAAACGACACAGGUGCCACAGUUCAUCUUGGACCAGAUGGUGAAUGAGGGUCGAGGUGCUGAUUGUGGCAUCAUCUGCACACAGCCCAGGAGGCUGAGCGCUGUGUCUAUUGCUGAGCGGGUCGCUGUUGAGAGAUGUGAAAACCUGGGCAUGUCUGUUGGAUACAGUGUCAGAUUUGAGUCGGUCUUGCCUAGACCGUACGGAGCUCUGCUGUACUGUACUGUCGGGACGCUGCUGAGGAGGCUGGAAGGAGGGUUGAGAGGAGUGUCUCAUGUCAUCGUUGAUGAAAUCCACGAGAGAGAUAUCAAUACUGACUUCCUGCUUGUGAUGCUGCGAGACAUGGUACAUACCUACCCCGAGCUUCGAGUGGUGUUGAUGUCGGCAACGGUGGAUACAUCGCUGUUCCAGGACUACUUUGGAGAUUGUCAGGUGGUGGAAGUGUACGGACGAGUCUUCCCAGUGCAAGAGUACUACCUGGAGGACUGUAUCCAGAUGCUCAACUUCGUCCCUCCUCCAAAUGAAAGGAAGCGAAAGAAGGGAGGGGGCGGGGAUGACUUACCUGGAGAUGACGAGCAAGAGGAGAACUGCAACCUGAUUCUGACAGGUGACUACAGCCCGCAGACCAAGGUGGCCAUGUCGCAGCUCAAUGAGAAGGAGUUGUCGUUUGAGCUGAUCGAGUCCAUCCUGCGCUACCUGAAACAACUGAAGGUGGCAGGUGCUGUGCUGGUGUUCUUGCCAGGAUGGAACCUCAUCGUCUCUCUACAGAAGCACCUGGAGUCCAGCCCAGAGUUUGGAAGCUCAGCAUACCGUGUUCUCCCCCUCCACUCCCAGAUUCCCCGAGAAGACCAGCGCCGAGUGUUUAACCCCGUACCAGAGGGAGUCACCAAGAUCAUCUUGUCGACCAACAUUGCCGAGACCAGUGUGACUAUUGAUGAUGUUGUGUUUGUCAUCGACUCUUGCAAGGCCAAGAUGAAGCUGUUCACCUCCCACAACAACAUGACGAACUACGCCACUGUGUGGGCGUCCAAGACGAACCUGGAGCAGCGACGUGGGCGAGCAGGUCGAGUCAGGCCCGGCUUUGCUUUCCACCUGUGCAGCAGGGCGAGAUUUGACAAAUUGGACCAACACACUACACCCGAGAUAUUCCGUACACCACUUCAUGAACUGGCCCUGUCAAUCAAACUUCUGAGACUGGGUCCAAUUGCUCAGUUCCUGGCCAAGGCAGUUGAGCCCCCACCCCUCGAUGCUGUCAUUGAAGCUGAAGCAACACUUUUCGAGGUAUAUAUGCGAGCACUGGACGCGAAUGAUGAGUUGACCCCCCUGGGAAAGAUCCUCGCCAAACUUCCCAUCGAGCCUCGGCUCGGCAAGAUGAUCAUAUUUGGGUGUAUCUUCUAUGUUGGAGAUGCGAUGUGCACAAUAGCUGCCAGUACCACAUUCCCUGAACCCUUCAUCGUCCCGGCAGACCGGCGGCGCCUGGGCUGGGUGCACAAGAGUCUAGCGGGGAGCCGAUUCAGCGACCAUGUGGCGCUACUCAAUGCCUUCCAGCUGUGGGAGGAGGCCAGAUCAGGAGGCGAGGACAGUGAGAUAUAUUUCUGUGACCAGAAGUCCCUCAAUCUCCAAACGUUACGCAUGACAUCUGAAGCAAAGAAUCAGCUGAGGGACAUCCUAUCGAAUACUGGAUUUCCAGAUGAGAGCCUCAUGCCCAUGGGCUUCAACUUCGUGGGGCCAGACAACAGACUGGACAUUGCCAUCACGCUGCUGGCAAUGGGGCUGUACCCCAACGUGUGCUACCACAAGGAGAAGAGGAAGGUGCUCACCACAGAGAGCAGAGCUGCCCUAGUACACAAGUCAUCGGUCAACUGCAGCAACUUCGAGGUCAACUUCCCAUCACCUUUCUUCAUCUUCGGAGAAAAGAUCAGAACCAGAGCUGUUUCCUGCAAGCAGAUGACGAUGGCCACACCUCUACAACUCCUGCUGUUCGGGGCACGAAGUGUCACUUUACAGGGAGACAUGAUAGUAUUGGACAACUGGAUCAACCUUCGGAUGGAAUAUGAGUUGGCAGCUAGUUUAGUUGCAUUACGUCCAUUGCUGGAGGCUCUGAUGGUGAGGUCGACAAAGGAGCCGGAGGGAGCGGCAGAGCCAGGGCCUCAAGAAGAGUGUCUUCUGGCUGUGCUGAGGGCAAUUUCACGUCCCCAUGCCGGCCGAUUUGGUCUCAGCCAAGAAUCGGGUGGCAACAAUAUGCGAGGACCUCCUGCCAAGAUGCCCCGGAUGGGAGGAGGAGGGUUUGGAGGAGGAGGAGGAUAUGGUGGAGGGAGAGGGGGGUAUGGUGGUGGGGAGGAGGAUAUGGAGGUGGGGGAGGAGGAGGGUAUGGGAGGUAAGGGGGGAGGAUAUGGGGGUGGUAGAGGUGGUGGCUAUGGAGGUGGCCGGUCAGGAGGAGGGUAUGGAGGUGGCGGCUACGGAGGUGGUCGAGGUAGGGGAGGAGGAGGUGGAUUUGGUGGGGGUGGGAGCAAGUAUGGAGGAGGAGGGGGAUAUGGAGGCGGGGGUGGAUUUGGCCGUGGAGGAGGAUUCCGCAAUGAGCAGCAAGGUGGCUCUUGGGGUGGGGGAAGCAGCAGUGAGGGUGGCAGCUUCUCCUUUGGUAGUGGAGGAAGAGGCAGCAGACAAUUUGGUGGUGGAGAUCAGGACUAAUUUAAGGAGGAACAUCACAGGUCAACAGCUGAGAACUUACAAUGUUGUGUUCAUCAAGAAACCAUGGAUGUGUUAUAGACUGUGGUUGGACGUCUUUAUGAAGUUUCCAUUUGAAAAAUUAAUGAGAUCGAAAUUUGGGCAUUGUGUUCUUCAUAAAGAAUGUUUACAUUGAAUAUAUCUUUGUAAUCAAAGUGUGCGAUUGAAGAUGUCUGUCUGAGACUAAUCUUGAACCUGAGAGUGUAUCCCAACACUGAUUUUAUACAAGACUACUACAAGAUACCAUACACAGUCUGGGCAAUUAUUUCCAUUUGAGCAGAAUCUUUGCAUUUAGUGUAAAUCUCCCAAAAUAUUGAACCAUUACUAUUAGAGUGAAUAUUUUGUGAAUUUUAUCUGACAAAAUGGACAGUAAUUAAUCCAAGUUAAGUACCUUGAUACAGGAUACAGGAAGUUUCAUAAUGAUUUCAAAAUGGUAACUUGUAUAUCUUGUGAUGGGAAGGUUUCAGUGUUUUUUAGUUUGACAGAGAAGAAGCAAACAAAAGAUGACUUCAUUUUGUUAAAACUAUACCGUAUUGCUAACACUGUAUGGUAAUAUGUUAAAUGAGAUACUUAUGGUCCAAAUUAUUCCCAAUUGCCACAAUAUGUGGUCAGCAUCUUGUCUGUCACAACUCGCUUCAUUUUAUAUUGUUGCAUCAUGUUUAAAAUUUUUGUCAUUACUUAUUGAAGUUAUCUGCAAUUAAGUAAAAUUCACAUCAUAUCAGUUUUAUGGUUAUGAUACUUGACUGCCCAACCAUCAGAGAUGGUCUGGUAAU